Messenger RNA from Toxotes jaculatrix (banded archerfish), 2724 nucleotides. RefSeq lists its product as uncharacterized. Gene Ontology annotation, molecular function: methyltransferase activity. The transcript is spliced from 8 exons. Lineage: Eukaryota; Metazoa; Chordata; Actinopteri; Toxotidae. Bases 798 to 1703 code for a protein of 301 amino acids. The record is from RefSeq and is a predicted model, not a curated record.
GAGCCCUUCAUAAAGCGAGCGGAGGCGGAAAGCUAUUGUGUUAUUUCGAUAACACAUAUACUAAAAUUGGAACGAUACAGAGAAGAUUAGCAUGGCCCCUGCGCAAGGAUGACACGCAAAUUCGUGAAGCGUUCCUCAUUUUUCCUGUGAAAGUGACUUUUCAUUUUCCUCCCGCUUACAUUUUUCAUUCAGCUCAGACAGCGCCCCCACGGCCGGCGGCGGUACUGCAGAACUAGCACUGAAGCUAACAGUGAACUCCAAUCAGAUGUGCGUUAAAUUGUCUCAACACUUCCGCUGCACUGGGAAACAGACUGAGAUAGAUAUAAAGCGAAGAGCUUUUCUGAACCAGAGCGGGCUGCUCUUGAAUUCGGCCUCAACAAAGUCCACCAAAACCUGAGUAAAACCCAGUCUGUCUCUGGCUUUUGUUGGUUGACUGCACAAACGUCGCUCAGUUUAAGAGAGCUCCGCUCUACAACACAAUUUUAGAAAAAAAGGCCUCCCACGAAAUGUUCCUCUCUUAAGGUCGUCUGAAUAUUUGCGUAGGGAAAAAAAGUCAGUGUGAGUUUUAUUCGUAAUGUCCUGCGUCGCUCGCAUCCGCGUCUCCGUCCGAUUCCACGGGGACUUCACAUCUUAGGUAAAACCCGGUGUUUGGUCGUUGGUUAAAUAAACGUCUGGUUUCAGGAUCCACCUUAAACCGCAGACCUUCCCUGUGAGCAGCAGAGCGGAGCUGCGGCCUGCGCACAGACCGGCUCACGGACCGGGUUUCUGACAGGUCUCUGAGCUUUCUGCGGUUCAACAUGAAUCUUUCUGAGGCUAAAUCGGAGCUGAAGCAGCUGCUGAGCAGAGUGAGUCCGCCCGAGCUCCCUAAACUCCUGGACUGGAUCAGAAGCUCAGACGAGCUGGACGACCUGCUGGUGGACAACAGGAAGGUGAUGCUACAGAGCAUCGCAGACGACCUGAGAGCCAGCCUGCCUCUGGACGCCAUGUUACCCUCUGAGACCGUCGCACACCACAAGAUGGAGCAGCGGUCGCGGCCAACGGUUCACGUGGACAAUUUCCUGUAUGAUGACGAGCAGGUGGACUCUCUGUGUGAGGAGGGAACCAUGAGCCGGACCUACUGCCUCAGCUGUGGGUCCUGCAGGACGGCACCUCUGGACUUCAUCUCUCACUCGUUCUCAGUGUCAGAGCUUCAGUUUCUGUUCCAGAACGUUCUUCCAGACCUGAGUGGUCGGAUGCUGGUGGAUGUGGGAUCCAGACUGGGAGCUGUGCUCUAUGGGGGUUACGUGUACAGCUCGGCCUCUCGCCUGCUCGGCCUGGAGCUCAGUGAGGAGUUUGUCCGGCUGCAGAACAACAUGAUCCUCAAAUACAGACUGAACGACAGAGUUCAGGUUCUCCACGCUGACGUGUGCACGCAGGACGUUCUACUGCAGAACGCUGACGUUCUGGUCAUGAACAACGUCUUUGAGUACUUCAUGGAGCCUAACGAGCAAGUCAGAGCCUGGAGGUUCAUCAUGAAGAGCUUCAUAAAGACAGGUUCCUUGUUGGUGACUGUUCCCAGUCUUCAGGAGAGUCUGAACGCUCUUCAGCAGGAGGCGCUGCAGCCCGGCUGGGUGGAGGAACUUCCUGUGGACUACGACGUUUACCUGGGCAGAGACACAGACCCUGACGCCCUCAGACAGAUCCACCUCUACAGGGUUCUCUGAACUGGUCUGGACUGGUCUCCCUUGGCCUGAACUGUCUUGAACUGGGGCUUGAGUUGUCUGCAUUGGCUUGAGCUGGACUGGACUGGACUGGACUGGACUAGUUUAAGAUGAACUAGACUGGUUUCAGCUGUUCUGAUUCCUCCGGUUUGAAAUGGUGUGAUUUCUGGUCUGGUCUGAACCAGGGUUCACAGACCUCUGCGUCUGAAACCGUCCAGUCAGAAUCCUGGUCCCGGUGCUGUCACCAUGGUAACGGUCAGGUUUGUCUUGCCCCUCUCUCCCAGACACUGACUUUGAUUAUUGAUUAUUUUAUGAAUUAAACAUGGACAGAUUCUCGUUUUUCUGUUUUUAUCGUCUGUUACUCGUUGCUGCUUUAACGUCUCAUUUCUCACCUGAGGAGCUUUUUCUUCUCUUAUUUGAUCUUUUUUGUUUUUUAUCAUGUUUCCACAAAACCACAAGAACUAUAUUUAAAUCAUCAUGAGCCACCAUUGUCCCAUGAAAACACCUAAAAAACAAGCAAAACAUACAGCAUCAGUAGUUUUUAUAUAAAGAUGUAAUAAGUGGUUUAUUGAACGUGUACAAUCAGAGCAGACAGACGCACUAACUGUUCUCUAACAGACUGUGAUCAGAUCUCAGUGUGUAUUCAUCCUGUGGACUCUCCUCAGUGGAGGCUGCUGUGUAAACACAUCACCAACAACAGUUCAGUGGAACACAGCUGGAAUUAGAGCUGCAGCUAAUGCUAGCUCGAAAUGUGUGUCUGCUUACAGCCCCGUUCCUUCCCCACAUUACUGUCAUGGUUUGGAUCUUACUCUGUAGAAACCUGGUUAUUCACAUCCCUGCACACAGGUUAGUGAUCCUCCACCUGCAGGUUCCUCGCUCCUGAACACGUCAGCCUCUCAUCUCUGAUCUGAUCCAGUUCCCUCAGACUCAGCACUCUGCUGGAUCCAGUUAAAUGUUGAUUUUCAUAACUGCCGUUGGUCAAAGUCUUUAUACAAUGUACCUGCGUGUUUCUGGUUAAUAAACA